Uranotaenia lowii is the source of this 1542-nucleotide messenger RNA. Its product is annotated as ribosomal protein S6 kinase alpha-1-like. The record is from RefSeq and is a predicted model, not a curated record. Gene Ontology annotation, biological process: protein phosphorylation. Gene Ontology annotation, molecular function: ATP binding; ribosomal protein S6 kinase activity. The transcript has 4 exons. The coding region runs from base 721 to 1542 and encodes 273 amino acids. Lineage: Eukaryota; Metazoa; Arthropoda; Insecta; Diptera; Culicidae.
AUUUUUCUGUAAUCGUAAAAAUGAUCUCGAACCGUUAACCAUACCGUUCAUAACUUAUGUCAAAAAUGAGCGAAACGCCGGUCAGAGAUGCCAGACAGUUUUACAAAAAAUCAGUACGAACUUAUAAACAAAUCUCUUAUAUAAUUUUGAUAUUCUGAUACGACUCUGUAGCGUUUCAAAAACAAUAAUGGAACUUGAAGGUAUGCUCAUACAUCAUACUAAAAGAAGUUCAUUAUCGCUUUUCGCGAUGUUUUUAAUAACGUUCUAGUUGGAAAUAGAGCUUGGAGUACCGAUGGUGUUUGUGGUUUUCGUUGAUGAUUUUAUCAUCAGCAUUAGUUUUUUUUUUUUGAAAGAUUUUCAUAUUAACUAUGAUUGUCUACUAAUAAUACUAAUACUAAUGAAACUGAUGAAUACCUUGCUUGAUGAAUAAUUUGCUUUUACAUGGUGUAUGGCAAUCUCGAACAGAAACAUUGGUUUAAAUUAAACGGAAUUCCUCAUUUCAAUCAAUAAGUCAUUAAUAUCCUUCCCAUAAUCAUCCAGAUUAUCUAAAAUAUUUAACUAAAAAUAUCGCAUCUCAAUAUCUAUAAACAUAUUGAUAAAACAUUCAACCUGGCACCACUGACGCAAUCGUUUCAUUUUUGUUUUGAUGCGCCGGGAGAGUCAUUGUCGUUGCCUAAUCUAGUCACCUUCGCCGCAGACUGGUGGUCCUUUGGGGUUCUAAUGUUUGAGAUGCUGACGGGCAACCUUCCCUUCCACGGUAGCAAUCGUAACGAUACGAUGAACCAGAUCCUGAAAACCAAACUUGGGAUGCCAGAAAAUCUGAGCCCGGAGGCUCAGAGUUUGUUGCGGGCCCUGUUCAAACGCAAUCCCCAGAAACGGUUGGGAGUUGGCCCAAACGGUAUCGACGACAUCAAGCAGCACGAGUUCUUCUCCAACGUCGAUUGGGACGCGUUCGAGCGAAAGGAGGUGCGACCCCCUUUCAUUCCGGCCGUUUCCCGCGACGAUGCGUUUUACUUUGACACGGAGUACACCAACAAAUCGGCCAAAGAUUCCCCCGGUGGUCCGGUUAGUGCGAGUGCCCAUGAGAUCUUCCGCGGAUUCAGUUUUAUAGCGCCCUGUUUGCUGGACGACAUUCAGAAUCAGAUAGGUCCCAGCGCACCGUUUACGAACGAAAUUCCUGGCGUCAAACCGGUCGCCUUUGCCGAUGAGUACGCAAUGAUGCAGGAGCUGGGGCGGGGAACCUUCUCCGUUUGUCGGUUGUGUGAGAAUCGUGCCACCAAGAAGCAUUACGCCGUUAAGAUAAUCGACAAAUACGGUCACGAUUGUCGAGAGGAAGUGGAAAUUCUACUGAGAUACGGAAAUCAUCCGAACAUCGUGGACCCCACUUAUGUGUACCUGGAAUUCAAUAAAAUGAUAAAAUCAGAAAAGAUCCGCCAUUCUUAUCCGAAAAUCUCCCAUAAACAUUUAAAAAAUUACGUCUGUGUUUGUGCUCUUUUGACGAACGAUCCCUUAAACGGUUUGAAUAACGUUGGAAUAAAGUAA